GACUAAAGAUCAACUUGCAUGGUGGAAAUCCAAUUCUUCAAAUUUGAUCCCAAACUCUACAAACACAGAGAACGUAUUCAUGGCAGCAAGAUGGGAAGAUGAUUUGCAAGGAUAUGACGUGCAUCGUUUUCAAGAAGAAGUCAGAGAAGAUCUGCUUUGUUCCAUUUGUCAGGAAGUCCCAAAGGAUCCCAGACUUUGCCAACACAAAGAUCAUAUAUUUUGUUUUACUCAUAUAUCACGACAUCUAGUUCAAAACUCUCAAACAUGUCCAGUUUGCAGAGAUCCUCUGAAUCAAGAAACCUUGAGACGACCAACAGGAUUCCUGAAGAAUUAUUUGGACGACCUCAAAAUCAAGUGUGAUCAUCAUGAUCGGGGAUGUCCUGACUAUGUCCGUCUGGAAAAUCUUCCAACACAUGUCAAGGAAUGUGGAUAUGCACCUGUUAUGUGUCGUAAUGAAGGAUGUGGGACAGAGGUCAAUAGAAGAAAUAUUGAAUCUCACGAGAAAUAUCUUUGCCAGUUUAGAAUCGCCAAAUGUCACGAGUGUGAAUAUAUCAAGGAAAGUGUGAAUGAAAUUAAGGCAAGUCAGGAUGAAACGAACGUUCGAAUGACUGCGUUGGAAAAAAAACAGGAAGAAAUGAAAGAUGAUGUAGAAGAAAUUAAGGAAAGCCAGAAUGAAAUGAAGCAAAGUAUGGACGAGAUAAGAAAACAAUUUGAGAAAAUCAUGACAACCACGAUGAUAAUGAUGAAUCAAGCAUUUCAAAGAAAUGAUACAAACAAGAAUGGUGCCAGUACUAUGGUUCGCCCAGGUCCAGUCAACUUUCAAGACGUUGUUAUUAUUGGCGGCCGGUAUGGCCCAGGAAAUGACGAGGUGUUAAAUACGGUAGAGAAAUACAAUAUAGUGGAAGGAAAGUCAACUCUGCUACCACGAUUGAAUCAUCCUCGAGCAGCAUCAGCAUCGUGUGUUGUAAACAAUGACCUGCUUGUCGUCGGUGGUUACGAUAGUAAAACAGAAACUGACCAGAUCGAGAUUUUGAACAUGAAACAACAUCCAUUGCAAUGGACAAUGUUUGAUGGUAAACUGCCUGUCAAAUUAUCUCAUCACGACGUCAUAGUUUACCAGGGAAAAUUAUAUAUAAUAGGAGGAUAUGACGGGAAUGGAGAAAUAUCGAAUGCUAUUUAUGAGAUUACUCUCAGCCCACCUUUUACAGCCAAGCUGCUGACGAGAAUGGCUAAGCCAAGAAGAUAUCACAGAGCAGAGGUUAUUAAUGGAAAACUGUUUAUCUUAGGCGCAAAGACAACCGGUCUUAGUAAAGAUGUCAUUGACAGCGUCAUUGUUUAUGAUUUAGUUGCGAAUGAGUUCAAGCCAUGCCCAUCGUUACCUCAACCUGUGUGUAAUAUGUCCACAGUAACUUGGGGAAAUAUGAUUAUUAUUCUUGGGGGUGCGGAUAGGAAUGGUGACGCGCUAAAUGACGUCAUCAUGUAUGACACAGAAACUGGCCGAAGUGAGAGACUGCCAUCUAUGAUUUACAAAAGGAGCGGCAGCUCUGCUGUGAUUAUUAAUGACGUCAUUUUCGUGUUCGGAGGAUGGAAUGAGGAGCAGCAAUUUCUCAACUCAGUGGAAUCUUUCACUAUUGGCGAUAAUGGCUGGAAAGAAUUGCCAGGAAUGAAAGAUAAAAGGAGAUCUGCCUGUGCCAUAGUUAUACCGCUGUAGGUAUAAAGCACUACAGCAAAAAAUCAAAAUUCGGUAUGAUACACGGAAUUCAUAAUGAACGCUUUAAGAUAUGUUUUUCAGUUCUUUAAGAACUGCCUGGAAUAUGCGUUGCAUCAAAAUUGCUCGCAAAAACGAAUGCGAUUUAGAUACACAUUAUACAUGUUUUUAUAUUUAUCAUAUAUAGCGCUAAUGUGGUCGCGUCUAUUUGGAAAUUUUAUAGGUAGAAAGAGAAUAUUCUUAUUUAUCACUUCAUUAAGAAUAAACAAUUAGUAAGACUCAGUCAGCAAGGCAAUUAUAUAAUAAAUAGCCAUAGCCUUUUAUGAAACUGAAUAUUUGAAUCGGCUUUGUAGUUCAUAAAAUAAUUUACCUCGCAAUCAUUCGUAAUCAUUUUAUCAUAUAUAACUGAUAUGUUGCGGGUGCAUAAAAAUGUAAAUAACGUUUUCAGAUGU
Dendronephthya gigantea is the source of this 2160-nucleotide messenger RNA. RefSeq names its product kelch-like protein 1. Bases 80 to 1711 code for a protein of 543 amino acids. The transcript is spliced from 5 exons. The record is from RefSeq and is a predicted model, not a curated record. Lineage: Eukaryota; Metazoa; Cnidaria; Anthozoa; Malacalcyonacea; Nephtheidae. Gene Ontology annotation, molecular function: protein binding; zinc ion binding.